CUCUGAGCUGUUUUCCGUGCCUCCUCAGAUCUCCUACCUGGCCUACCUGUGUUUGUACAACUACAUCAUCCUGGUCAAGAUGGAACGCUGGCCGUCCCUGCAGGAGUGGAUCGUCAUCUCUUACAUCAUCACUCUGGGAAUGGAGAAAGUCAGACAGAUCCUGAUGUCAGAGCCGGGGAAGUUGAAGCAGAAGAUCAACGUUUGGGCCGAAGAGUACUGGAACAUCACAGACGCGGCGGCCAUCUUUACCUUCCUCCUGGGCCUGAUGCUGAGGCUGCAGAGCGAGCCCCUGUUGGGCAUCGGACGGGUCAUCUACUGCGUGGACAUCAUCUUCUGGUACAUCAGGGUGCUCGACAUCUUCGGGGUCAACAAAUACCUGGGACCCUACGUCAUGAUGAUCGGGAAAAUG
Oncorhynchus gorbuscha (pink salmon) is the source of this 409-nucleotide messenger RNA. Its product is annotated as transient receptor potential cation channel subfamily M member 1-like. The annotation marks the transcript as partial. The transcript has 2 exons. The record is from RefSeq and is a predicted model, not a curated record. Gene Ontology annotation, biological process: calcium ion transport into cytosol. Gene Ontology annotation, molecular function: calcium channel activity. NCBI's taxonomy places the organism in Eukaryota, Metazoa, Chordata, Actinopteri, Salmoniformes, Salmonidae.